Molecule: messenger RNA, 2099 nt
Organism: Punica granatum (pomegranate)
Lineage: Eukaryota; Viridiplantae; Streptophyta; Magnoliopsida; Myrtales; Lythraceae
Source: RefSeq, a predicted model, not a curated record
CCCAGCAAUAUAAAAAAAAAAACCUCCAUCAAAUUUAACUGGUUACGACCGCCUAACUCGUACAGCUCUUCACGAAUAGAACGACGGAAUGGGUUCCAUCAUUCUCCAAUCACCGGCGCUUAUAUCCCGAGCCUUCCUUUUCUUUGCAUUGUGCGCCUUGUGGGCUGGUCUGCCCUACCAGGUUCUUUCAAAGCAUGCAGGGGUCACCAGGCAUUACAAGUUUGAUAUUAAGCUUCAAAAUGUGACGAGAUUGUGCCAAACCAAGAGCAUUGUGACCGUCAAUGGCGAAUUUCCGGGGCCCCGCAUCAUAGCACGGGAAGGUGACAGGCUCCUCAUCAAAGUGGUUAACCAUGUCCAACACAACCUCACCAUCCACUGGCACGGAAUCAGGCAGCUGAGGAGCGGAUGGGCUGAUGGGCCAGCAUACAUAACGCAGUGCCCGAUCCAGACUGGCCAAUCCUACCUCUACAACUUUACAGUUUCCGGGCAGAGAGGGACGCUGUUCUGGCACGCUCACAUUUCAUGGUUAAGAGCAACUCUCUACGGACCCAUCGUGAUCCUCCCGAAGAAACAUGUCCCAUACCCAUUUCCUCAACCCUUCAAGGAAGUCCCCAUAGUCUUCGGGGAAUGGUGGAAAGCAGACACAGAGAAAAUAAUAAACCAAGCACUACAGAGUGGAGGAGCCCCAAACAUCUCUGAUGCUUACACCAUGAAUGGCCUCCCUGGACCCCUCCACAACUGCUCAGCCAAAGAUGUGUUCAAGCUCAGGGUAAAGCCCGGCAAGAGGUACCUCCUCCGUCUCAUCAAUGCUGCUCUCAAUGACGAGCUCUUCUUCCGCAUUGCAAACCACUCCCUCACCGUGGUCGAGACCGAUGCAGUCUACGUGAAGCCCUUUAAAACCGACACAGUGCUGAUCACCCCGGGGCAGACCACCAACGUCCUCCUUAAGGCCAUGCCACACGCCCCCAACGCCACCUUUGUGAUGGCAGCCCAGCCAUACGCCACAGGCCCAGCCGCCUUUGACAACACGACCGUCACUGGAUUCCUCAAGUACGAGCACCCAAAAUCCUCCAACCCGAAGGCCAAGAGCCCGAAGCUCCCUCUCCUCAGGCCCAAGCUCCCAAAGUUCAACGACACGGCAUAUUCAAUGAAGUUCAACCGCAAAAUCCGCAGCCUAGCCAAUGCGAAGUUCCCGGCAAAAGUGCCGCAAAAAGUGGACAGGAGGUUCUUCUUCUCAGUGGGCCUGGGCCUAAGCCCAUGCCAUGGGAAGCAGACCUGCAUAGGGCCCAAUAACACAAAGCUGGCAGCCUCAGUGAACAAUGUGUCCUUCGUCAUGCCCAACAAGGCCCUCCUUCAGGCCCACUUCUUCAACAAAUCAAAGGGGGUGUACACUACCGACUUCCCAUCGAACCCGCCAAUCAAAUUCAACUACACGGGCACGCCCCCCCAAAACAUCAUGGUGACAAGUGGCACCAAGGUGGUGGUGCUGCCGUUCAACACGAGCGUCGAGCUGGUGAUGCAGGACACAAGCAUAAUCGGGGCGGAGAGCCACCCGCUUCACCUCCAUGGGUUCAAUUUCUUUAUAAUGGCCCAGGGGAUCGGGAACUUCGACCCGAAGAAGGAUAGUGCUAAGUUCAACGUGGUGGACCCGGCAGAGAGGAAUACGAUCGGGGUGCCUUCUGGGGGUUGGGUUGUCAUCCGCUUCCUAGCAGACAAUCCCGGAGUAUGGUUCAUGCACUGUCACCUGGAGGUGCACACGAGCUGGGGACUGAAGAUGGCAUGGGUGGUGAUGGACGGAAAGGGCCGGAAGCAAAGACUUCCUCCCCCGCCCUCCGAUCUUCCCAAGUGCUGACGACUGGCUUCAUAAAAAUGUUCAUUUUUUGUGCUUGGUUGAUUCUUUAUUUUCUCUGGAAUUUUUUGUGUAAACAAUUUUGUAUUGAAAUUGAUUAGGCUCAGACACUAUUAAAGUUCAGAAUCGUUUAGUUAGCCGCCCUUCAUGGUCUUAACAUAAUUUUCAUGGUGGGAAGGUAUUAUUUUGGGUAGGGGGAUUUCUUCUCGAAUUAAUUCAAGGAAAAAAGACAAAAAAAAUUCCAUUGUAA